This is a messenger RNA of Helianthus annuus (common sunflower), 969 nucleotides long. RefSeq lists its product as uncharacterized. The coding region runs from base 1 to 969 and encodes 322 amino acids. The transcript has a single exon. Lineage: Eukaryota; Viridiplantae; Streptophyta; Magnoliopsida; Asterales; Asteraceae. The record is from RefSeq and is a predicted model, not a curated record.
AUGAACAUUUUUACCGGCGCUGGGUGCAAUGGCGAAUGGGAGGAGGCCACAUGGUGCCAUUUUUUCCCCCAGACCCUCACUGGAUUAGCGAGGGCUUGGUUCGAUUCUUUGCCAGCAGGAGCGUUGGCUUCAUUUGAACAAUUGCAAGCUAAAUUUAUUGCACACUUCAGCCAACAACGACGUCAUAAACGUGAUUCAAUGGACGUCAUAAACAUCUGGCGUGGGGAAAACGAAAGCCUAGAAUCUUUCGUUAUCCGCUACAAUAAAGAGUGCCUCGAGAUCGGCGGAAUUGCAGAUCAAAUGGCCCGCAACCAUUUCAUCCGAGUUGUCAAGGACGAUGAAAUGGUGAUGACACUCUCAGGAAAGGAGGGCUUACCAGAAAAGUGGGACGACGUCAUCGCCGCGGUCAAAAUGUACACCCAAACUCAGCGGUCUCUCAAACCGCACGCAUUCAAGGCACAGCCCCAUGCGCAAGGUCAAUCCUCCCGCCAAGACGCCAAGUGCAACAACAACUGCAACCGGGACACAUGGAAUCGUGGCAACGAUUCCAAACCUUAUGUCCCGCGCAGCUACCAGCCCGAGGUAAGGGCAACGAUCAAUGCCCAACGUGAACAGCGGGCAUCAAAGAAGGAAUCUCGGGACCGCAAUUGGACCGAGAUCAACAAGUCGCCAAGAGAAGUCCUCCAGACGGACGCACAAUUCUUGCGACCGGCCCAACCGAUGAAGUUCAAAAAGAACCAAGAUCUCACCCUUUACUAUGAGUAUCAUAAGGACUCGGGCCACUCAACCAACAACUGCAUCAGUCUCCGGUUGGGGAUUGAACGAGCCCUAAAAGAGGGGAAGCUGCAACAUCUAUUGAUAGCCGCGCAGAAGCAAACCAAGCGCAUCACCCCCAACGACGAGAGCACUUCCAGGGGAAAAAAAUACCAUGUAUGUGGCUUCAACCCACAUGAUCAAUGGAGGCCGUAG